Pundamilia nyererei is the source of this 1419-nucleotide messenger RNA. RefSeq names its product transmembrane serine protease 3a (gene tmprss3a). Gene Ontology annotation, cellular component: membrane. The transcript is spliced from 11 exons. Gene Ontology annotation, biological process: proteolysis. Bases 1 to 1419 code for a protein of 472 amino acids. Gene Ontology annotation, molecular function: serine-type endopeptidase activity. The record is from RefSeq and is a predicted model, not a curated record. NCBI's taxonomy places the organism in Eukaryota, Metazoa, Chordata, Actinopteri, Cichliformes, Cichlidae.
AUGACUGAAGACUGUGAGAAGAUCAGUCCUGCUGCUAGUGCUGAUAACACAUCAUCCACCUCAACAGAACCAAAGAAAGACGCACCGGAGCAACCAGGCUCCUCCACGAUAGAUGUGGUCUCGGUGACAGAAGAAGACCUCCCUACUGUCGAGACCCCCACCAGUCUGAACAUCAGCCCCCUGGGCAGCUUUGUCAUUGAGCCACAGUCAGGGAACUAUUGCACUAAACCCACAGAUCCCCAACCUCCACCCAGUCCAGCCAUGCCCAUUACCAAAGUGCAGCCAUUUAUGCAUGAAGAUGACAUGGAUAAAAGCUGGAAGAGCAGAAUCUUAGCCCAUCGCUUUGCCGUUCUGAUAUUCGCUGUUUGCUGCAUCCUCGGGGUGGCUGUCCUGCUCAGCGUUGGCCUUGGAUUGCGUCUGAGUGGCAGAAGUUCAGUCCUGCAGGUUCAGAUCCAGGGAAAAUGGAGGACAGUCUGCUCAGAAGAUUGGAACAACAGGCUGGGCAGAGCUGCCUGCAAGCAGCUUGGAUACUCCAGUUAUUUAGAGUCUUUCUUCAUCUCUCUGACCUACAUUGAGAAGGACCUUCAGACUGACCUGAUGUCUUUUCACUGGAACAAGUCACAGAUAAUCAAGCUUCAGAACGCCCCAUCUAUCAGUUUCUCUGUGCCCUCAGAUUGCGGUCUCAGGCCUCAGUACAGGACACGUAUUGUUGGAGGUAACAUCACGAAACAAGGCCAGUUCCCCUGGCAAGUUAGCCUCCAUUUUAGGAAUGAACACCUGUGUGGAGGCUCCAUCAUAUCACCAUACUGGGUCAUCACUGCAGCACAUUGCGUGUAUGGGUUUGUAAACUCCUCCAUGUGGGCAGUCUAUGUGGGACUGACAGAGCAGCCGCUUCACGGGGCCCAGGCUUUGGCUGUUGAGAAAAUCGUAUACCAUAAUCGUUACCGACAAAAAGGACUCGACUAUGACAUCGCACUGAUGAAACUGGCCAAGCAACUUGAAGUUAAUGGCUCUGUGCAGCCCAUCUGCCUGCCCAGCCAUGGAGAGGAGUUUAAGGAGGGCACCUUGUGCUGGAUCUCUGGUUGGGGUGCAACAGAGGAAGAUGGAGACACUAGUGUUGUUCUGCGCUCAGCUGUGGUACCACUUAUCUCCAACCAGAACUGCAACAAACCAGAGGUUUACAAGGGCUUAAUCUCCUCCUGGAUGAUCUGUGCAGGAUACCUGGAAGGUGGAAUUGACUCCUGUCAGGGGGACAGCGGCGGUCCGCUUGCCUGUGAGGACUCGUCUGUGUGGAAGCUAGUGGGAGCAACCAGUUGGGGCAUUGGCUGUGCUCACAUAAACAAGCCGGGCGUUUACACCCGCAUCACACUCGCUCUCAGCUGGAUCCACAAACAGAUGGAGGUCAGUGUCCAUAUUUAA